Molecule: messenger RNA, 1901 nt
Organism: Oncorhynchus mykiss (rainbow trout)
Lineage: Eukaryota; Metazoa; Chordata; Actinopteri; Salmoniformes; Salmonidae
Gene: spaca6
Product: sperm acrosome associated 6
Biological process (GO): fusion of sperm to egg plasma membrane involved in single fertilization
Source: RefSeq, a predicted model, not a curated record
CCUCUUACCCUCCCUCCGUCUCUCGCCCUCAUUUUCUCUCUCUCUCUCCAUGCUCUCUCCGCUACACCACCAAUACUUUUUUCCCUGGCUGUGGCGUGUUUGUGCUUUAGCGAGUGUACAGCGAAACCAGUUCUGUGCUGAUCCAGCGUGUGCUAUCCCAUAUCCAGAGCCAGGAGCAGCGUACCUCUUGCCAACAGCCUGCCUCCACUCUGCUGCCUUUUCUGCUUUGAUUUCCCACUGUCUGCUUUUCCACCAGACCUUUUCUUUCUUUAACCCUCUGCUCUCUUCCAAGAAUGAUCUAGGAAGAGGGGAAAGAAAUAAGAGAAAGGUGUCUGUGUGAAGGGGAGAUGAGGAGGCAGAAAAGGAGAGAGAGAGGGGAGAGGACUAGAGAAGACUGGAGUUAGGCUGCAACACGAGAGGCAAAGCAACGAGGAGAGGGAGAAAGAAGAGAGCAACAAGGAUCGAGGGAUGAUCGAGGUGGAAUCGGGCCGAAAACGCAGGAAAAGGGGGGGAAAUAUUGCCAGACUCAUCCGACCUCUGCUGUGUGGGGACCGGACCCAUCUCCUGUCUUCCUGGUCCUCAGCAGAACAGCCAUGAGGUAGAGUCGGACAUUUUGGAAACUUGUAUCCAGCGACAUCUUGCUAAGAUGGAUCCGAAGGCUUCUCUCUUCACCCUUCCACAUCCUCCUUUAACCCUACACGACCAUCAUGUCCUCUGUCCCCAUCUCACCCUACACAGUGUAUGACGAGAGGUUACUGACAGCUGCAGACAAUUUCAUUGCGGCUGCCUUCAAACUGCCUAGAGCUUCUGGAUGUUUCCCUCCAUGUGGUUUUCAGACUACUGGUUAUGUCUACAACUGCAUCACCUGUCAGUAUGACUCCUGUGAGUUCCCACUUGACUGUCCAACAAAAAACAUCACAGUCAUGGAGAACAACCGGACACAGAUGAGGUGUGACGUCCCCUUUCCCCUGCCUUAUGAAAUGAAAGUGGUCUGGAGGUUUGCAGAGGAGAUCAGGACCCAGCAGGUGGAUCAGUUUGAGGAGGUGACAGUAGGGAUAGACCGGCUCUACUCUAUCCCCUCAGCUGGUCUGCGACACCAGGGUACAUACCAGUGUGAGAUCUACUCUGACCAGCGCUCCUUAGUCAGACUUUACUACCACCUCAUAGUCAUCCCCCAGGUGGUUGUAGGCCACAGUGAGCUGCAGGAGAUAUUUGAUCUGUCACUGCUUCCAGGGGGCCAAAUUGUCACUGUGCCUGGUGGAUGGUCCCUUGCCCUCCUCCGUCUCCCCCCUCCCUCUCUCCUCACGGCCUGUCUGACUUCUCUGCUGCUGCUGCUCUUCCUCUCCCUGGGGAUUCUGCACUGGUGGUCGAUAAAGAAAGAGAAGAGUGAUGUGGAGCAAGCUGAAGACGAUCCAGAUUCAAGGAAAUCAUCUGGAGGGUCAUGGCAGGAUGAGCAGGAAGGGUACCACAUGAGGGAGGAGGAUGUCUUCCCUGUAACGCACAGCGCUGAGAUUGCCUGCAAUGACAACAAGCUCAGUCCGAUGAUGCUGUGAUACACCGCCCCAGACCAUGACCAUCCACCUCCAAAUCGAUCCCGCUCCAGAGUACAGGCCUCUGUGUAACGCUCAUUCCUUCGACGAUAAACGCGAAUCUGACCAUCACCCCUGGUGAGACAAAACUAUGACUCUUCAGAGAAGAGCUCUUUUUGCCAGUCCUGUCUGGUCCAGCGACGGUGGGUUUUUGCCCAUAGGGACGUUGUUGCCGUUGAUGUCUGCUGAGCCCCUGCCUUACAACAGGCCUACAAGCCCUCAGUCCAGCCUCUCUCAGCCUAUUGUGGACAGUCUGAGCACUGAUGAAGGGAUUGUGGGUUCCUGGUGUAAUUUGGGCAGUUGUUGUUGCCA